Messenger RNA from Dendrobium catenatum, 4190 nucleotides. Its product is annotated as cellulose synthase-like protein D2. Gene Ontology annotation, molecular function: mannan synthase activity; cellulose synthase (UDP-forming) activity. Gene Ontology annotation, biological process: cellulose biosynthetic process; plant-type primary cell wall biogenesis. The record is from RefSeq and is a predicted model, not a curated record. NCBI's taxonomy places the organism in Eukaryota, Viridiplantae, Streptophyta, Magnoliopsida, Asparagales, Orchidaceae. Gene Ontology annotation, cellular component: plasma membrane; trans-Golgi network. The coding region runs from base 626 to 4048 and encodes 1140 amino acids. The transcript is spliced from 3 exons.
CGGUCCUACCCACACUUCCUCCUCUGCACGCUCUCUCUGAACCUAUUUGCAAGCAGCCAAGCAAGCAAUAAAAACCUUCAUUUCUCCGUCCUCUGUUCCUCACUCUCCGUCGUCUUCAUUUCCAACCCCAUUCUUUCUCUCUCUCUUUAUUUUCUCUCUGGAAACCCUAACCCUAACUUUACGCCCCAUAUUUAAACUUCAGUGCCGAGCUGCUUUUUGACCGCCGGCAGCCAUAACUGUCCCCUUGUUCUCCGUUCCUCGAAGAACUCUCACAUCUGCAACGCAUGUUCAGAUUUUUCCCCUUGUACAAAAAUACAUUUUGAGGUGACAUUUGUUGUCUUAGACUACUCUGCUUUUGGAGACCGGGUCUGAUCCGAUUCGUCUACAGUCGUAGUCCACCAACUCUCUCUUUUCACUCGUGUUUUGAAUGAUUUCUGGCGGAGUAGAGAAGCAACCUCUUCCAUAUAAUCACCUUCUCAACUGAUUGGUUCUUAUGCUUCCGCGGCACUGAUUUUCAGAGCAAUGCGCUAUCGAAUCCUUACGCAUCUCAUCUCCCCUGAUUUCUUUUAAGUAAAUUGCUUCGAUUUGCAAGCUGAAGUUGGCGUUUUGAUUGUCAUCGGCAAGGAUGAUGUAUCCGGAGCAAGCUCAGGGGAAGCCUCCAACAGCACCAACGGCGGCUCCAAAGGUGACAUUCGGCCGGCGAACGCCCUCUGGGAGGUACAUCAGUUACUCGCGUGAGGACCUCGAGAGCGAGCUUGGCAGCGUGGACUUCAACAACUACCACGUACAGUUCCCGAUGACGCCGGACAACCAGCCCAUGGAGGUAGUCCCGGUCGACCCUUUCGUCUCCGCCAAGGCCGAGGAGCACUACGUCUCGAGUUCUCUCUUCACCGGCGGGUUUAACAGCGUCACACGCGCCCAUAUGAUGGACAAGGUCACGGAUACCAACCUGAGUCGGUCGGCGGCCGCCAAGGCGUCGACUUGCGCCGUGGAAGGGUGUGAUGGGAAGGUGAUGUGCGACGAGCGCGGGGAGGAGAUGCUUCCCUGCGAGUGCGAGUUCAAGAUCUGCCGGGAUUGCUUCGAUGACGCGGUGAAGAACGGGGGGAAGCUGUGUCCCGGUUGUAAGGAACCUUAUAAGGCUACUGAUGUGGAGGAGGUGGCGAGGAUCGCCAAGGAGAGGAAGGCGAUCACGGUGCCAAGGAUAUCGGCUUCAAAAGCCGGGGCGAGGAUGGAGAGGAGGCUGUCGAUGAUGAGAUCCAUGAAAGGAGGAACCAGUGAAUUUGAGCACAAUCGGUGGUUGUUCGAGACGAAGGGAACUUACGGGUAUGGAAACGCGAUUUGGCCAGAGGAAGAUGAGGUAGGCCACGACGGUGGCGGCGAUGACAGGCAUGCUAAAGAUUUUGUGAGCAAGCCGUGGCGGCCGCUGACUAGAAAGCUUAAGAUUCCGGCGGCCAUCCUUAGUCCUUACAGGCUGCUAAUUUUCAUCCGCAUGGUGGUACUGGUUCUUUUUCUGGCUUGGAGAAUCAAGCACAAGAAUCCUGAUGCUAUCUGGCUAUGGGGUAUGUCUGUAGUUUGCGAGCUAUGGUUCGCAUUCUCAUGGCUUCUCGAUCAACUCCCCAAGCUCUCUCCAGUGAACCGUGCCACGGACCUAUCUGUCCUCAAGGAUAAGUUUGAGAUACCCACUCCUACAAAUCCCACCGGAAAGUCCGACCUCCCCGGUGUAGACAUCUUUGUCUCCACCGCUGACCCAGAGAAGGAGCCGCCCCUCGUCACCGCCAACACAAUCCUUUCCAUCCUCGCCGCAGAAUACCCAGUGGAGAAGCUCGCUUGCUACGUCUCUGAUGAUGGCGGUGCUCUCCUCACAUUCGAAGCCAUGGCGGAGGCCGCAUCUUUUGCCUCUGUUUGGGUUCCCUUCUGUCGCAAGCACCGCAUUGAGCCUCGCAACCCCGAGAGUUACUUCGCUCUUAAGCGCGACCCUUAUAAGAACAAAGUCCGCCAAGACUUUGUUCGCGACCGCCGUCGCGUCAAACGAGAGUAUGACGAGUUCAAGGUUCGCAUUAAUGGCCUUCCCGACUCCAUCCGCCGCCGCUCUGAUGCUUUCCACGCUCGCGAGGAGCUGAACGCUGCCCGCCUCCACCGUGAGAACAUGGACGAGCCAAUAGUCAAGAUUCCCAAGGCUACUUGGAUGGCCGAUGGUACCCACUGGCCAGGCACCUGGACUCAACCCAACAUAGACCACUCCCGUGGCGACCACGCCGGCAUCAUCCAAGUCAUGCUCAGGCCCCCAGCUGAGGACGCUGUGUUCGGUACUCCUAUGGAUGAAUCCAUCGGCGGCGAUGGCGACGGCAUUCUCGACCUGACAGAGGUCGAUGUGCGGUUGCCCAUGCUGGUCUACGUCUCCCGUGAGAAGAGGCCAGGAUAUGACCACAACAAGAAGGCCGGCGCCAUGAAUGCUCUCGUUCGCGCCUCGGCGAUCAUGUCGAACGGACCCUUCAUACUCAACCUGGACUGCGACCACUACAUAUAUAACUCGCAAGCUUUGCGCGAAGGGAUGUGCUUUAUGAUGGACCGCGGUGGUGACCGCAUUUGCUAUGUACAGUUCCCGCAGCGAUUUGAGGGGAUUGAUCCCUCCGACCGGUACGCUAACCACAACACCGUGUUCUUCGACGUCAACAUGCGCGCACUGGACGGCCUGCAGGGUCCCGUCUAUGUUGGCACUGGGUGCCUCUUUCGUCGCAUUGCUCUCUACGGUUUUGAUCCCCCACGCGCCAAGGAUCACUCAGCCCCCGGCUGUUGCAGUUGCUGCUUUCCCCGCCCCCGCCGUGUCGCCAACGAAGACUCCUCAGCCUCCCGCGCCCUACGCAUGCCCGAGGACGACGAUGAGGAAUCAAUGGCCCUUUCCUCCUUCCCCAACAAAUUUGGCAACUCGAGCUUCCUUGUGGAUUCUAUUCCAGUGGCCGAGUUCCAGGGACGACCGCUCGCCGACCACCCGUCUGUGAAAAAUGGCCGCCCGCCUGGUGCUUUGACCAUCCCGCGCGACCCACUCGAUGCAUCUACUGUGGCGGAGGCCAUCAGCGUGGUGUCGUGUUGGUACGAGGACAAGACGGAGUGGGGAAACAGAGUAGGGUGGAUCUACGGUUCGGUCACGGAGGACGUUGUGACUGGCUACCGGAUGCACAACCGCGGUUGGCGAUCAAUCUACUGCGUCACCAAGCGCGACGCCUUCCGCGGCACCGCGCCCAUCAACCUUACUGAUCGGUUGCACCAAGUCCUCCGUUGGGCCACCGGCUCGGUGGAAAUCUUCUUCUCCCGCAACAACGCCCUGCUCGCAAGCCCAAAAAUGAAGUUUUUACAGCGCAUCGCGUACCUUAACGUUGGUAUCUAUCCCUUCACCUCUUUCUUCCUCAUCGUCUACUGUUUCCUCCCCGCCCUCUCGCUCUUCUCGGGCCAGUUCAUUGUGCAGACACUCAAUGUCACAUUCCUUGCUUAUCUCCUCGUUAUCACGGUCUGCCUAUGCCUGUUAGCCAUUCUAGAAAUCCGGUGGUCUGGGAUUGAGCUUGAGGAGUGGUGGCGAAACGAGCAGUUCUGGCUCAUAGGCGGUACAAGCGCCCACCUUGCUGCGGUGCUACAGGGUCUUCUCAAGGUUGUGGCUGGGAUUGAGAUAUCCUUCACGCUCACGUCCAAAUCUGCCGGCGAUGACAACGAUGAUGAGUUCGCCGACCUCUACGUGGUUAAAUGGACGUCACUCAUGAUCCCUCCGCUCACUAUCAUGAUGGUGAACAUGAUUGCCAUAGCGGUGGGGGUGAGCAGGACAAUCUACUCCGUGAUCCCGCAGUGGAGCCGGCUACUCGGUGGAGUGUUCUUCAGCAUUUGGGUGCUUGCUCAUCUCUACCCGUUUGCCAAAGGGUUGAUGGGCAGGAGGGGAAGGACGCCCACCAUCGUCUUCGUUUGGUCAGGCCUCAUUGCCAUCACCAUCUCUCUGCUCUGGGUCGCCAUCAAUCCCCCUUCAGCAAAUUCUCAGAUUGGCGGUUCCUUCUCUUUCCCCUGAUUUUAUUCCUUCCAUUCUGCAAAGCUUUCAACCAUUUUGAUUUUUUUUUGUUAGAGGUUUAAAUGUUCUAAAUACUUGAAUUUAUGUUGAUUAUUUUGUAGAUGGAACAAAUCUUCAUUUUAAUAGUUUUGGUUUUAUGUAA